This is a messenger RNA of Solea solea (common sole), 6108 nucleotides long. RefSeq names its product centrosomal protein 152 (gene cep152). The record is from RefSeq and is a predicted model, not a curated record. Bases 422 to 5380 code for a protein of 1652 amino acids. Gene Ontology annotation, cellular component: centrosome. Gene Ontology annotation, biological process: centriole replication. The transcript has 28 exons. Lineage: Eukaryota; Metazoa; Chordata; Actinopteri; Pleuronectiformes; Soleidae.
AUGUGUGUGUUGGGGGUGUUGGCGCUGCUAAUGCCCGCGACUUUUCAAAGAGGGCAGUCCGCUGUUCUUAAAGAGGACGUUCCAUACUGUAUCUGCUGCCGGUUGUCUGUUUAAUUUUCCUUACAAAGAUUACGGAAUGAUGACAUUCACACAGACUGCCAUAAAACGCACACAGGCUUACUAACAUGUCAUUCUGAAUGGACGAGUUUGCCGGAGGUUUUUUCAAAGCAUGGCCAAGUCACUUUUUCAGCGUUAGUCGGACCCGUUGUAGUUGUUGUUGCUAAGACAAGCUAACAUGGCUAGUUAGCUAGCGUCAGUGAUUUGUCAUGUAAAUGCCAAAUAUUAGAAACGCCAACGUCGCUCAAGUCAAGAAAACUGCGUCCCAUUUUCAUUGACAGCCUACACCUGGAGUCUGUGCAACAUGUCUAUUGACUUUGACAGCGCUGCUCUUCAAACCCAACAUGAAGAGGAAGAGUACGACCAAGAGGACUAUGCCAGAGAACAAGAGCUGCACAAACUACUUACAGACCUGCCGGAUGACAUGCUGGAGGAUAGCAGAGACUCCACCCCAGAGUUGGAGUACUCUACCUGCAGUAAUAAAAUCACUGUUAACAGUCCACAGUCAACGUGGGCUCAGCAGUGGUCAAAUCAUCCAAAGACGGCCUCCAACGAACAGCACUAUGAAGCCAACUACGAUCAAGGGUCUCAUGAUGAGUUUACUUAUGAGGAUCAUGCCGAUCAGAUCAGUGGACAGCAGCGGCAUCUUCAACCUCACACCUGGGUCCAGCAGCCAGAGGAUCACCAGUACACCCAGGGGCAGGACUACACCUACACCAGCAUGGGCACAGAAAAAUCCACUGAGACUAAUGAAUUCUCCACAGAGUUUGAGUGUAAACCAUACUCUCAAAGCACCAACAACCAUGUGGAAUAUAAUGGGGAAGGAGGAUACAGAGACAUACAAAGCCACGAGGACAACAACGCCAGGAAUCAGUUUCAACCUGGAGCUGGAGUUGUAAAUCAGUACAAGGCCAACUAUAAUCCUCAUCAGCCAAAGAUGUUUCACUCACAGGCCACACAUCAAGGUGAUCAGUUUGACCAUCUACAAAGAGAAUUCCUCGACUCAACACAACAAACUGCUGACAGGGAGCAGCUUGCACAACUGCAGGUUUUGAACAAAGCUCAGCAGAGGCAAAUUGAAGACUUGGAGCGAAAACUGGAAGAUUCAAGGCGCAAUAUGAGAUACAUCGAUCAUCAGUUUGCAAUUGUCAAAGAUGAAAAGGAUGGCCUUGCAGUAAGUCUAAAGGAAUCAAGCAAAUUGGUUGAGGAGGCCAAGGAGAACGAGGUUCAUAUGCAAAACAAAGUGAAGGCAAUGGAGCAGCAAAUACAGAUUCUGACUGAGAGAGACCAUGAGAACGUGAAGAAGCAGAGGGUGGCUGAGGCGGCAGUGGACAGUAUGAAGCAGCAGAUGUUGGAGCUUUGUCGUUCUGACACCCUGUCCAAAACGAGAGAGCAGCACGACAGGGACCUCAUUGUCAUCAGAGAACAGCACGAGGUUGUACUGUUGGCUCUGCAGCAGAAGCUGGACUCUGCCUGUCAGGCCCUGAGUGAACAGACCGAUGUCAGUCAGGGGUUACGAGAGCAGGUGAAGAAGUUGGAGAGCCAGAGAGAAGAGGAGCAACUGGAGAGAGCCAGAAUUAUCAACACUCUCACUCAGAGCCUGGAGGUGAAUCAACAACAGUGUGCCAAACUACUGCAGACAGGUUCAGUGCAGGAGAUGAGUCAGAUGCAAAUUAAACUACAACAGGCUCAAUCGGCCAAGGCACUGAGUGAAAACAUGAACAAAGCCUUGCAGGAGGAUCUAGCAGAUUUAAAGGAUCAGAUUUCUCUGUAUGAGUCUGCUGUGAAACAUGGUGUCAUUGCAUUAGACCUAAAUAAUGACUGGGAGAACCAUCUGUCUGAAUCGUGUGUGGAUUUAGGAUUAAAGAAAAGGAAAAAUGGCACACUUCACAGCACGGCCUUGACUCACCUGUCAGACUCCAAGCUGCCCAAGGACGAGGCUUUACGGCUGCUGCGAGUGGAGAUGCAGCGCUGCCUGGGAAGUCUGAAGGGGAAGCGGCAGAAGAUCAGUCAGCUGCAGGAGGAUCUCCAGCACUGUCGGAGCCAAGUGAACGAACUGCACACUCAGUUAGAUGAAGCCAAGCUCAGCUCUUCGGUCAGGGAGAAAAGCCAGAUGAAACAUUUAGACAUGACUGGAGAGUCUCAGAAGGAUUUGAUGAGAUUACAGGAAGACAAGCGACACUUGCAGGAACAAGUGGAGGCACUGGAGAAAAAUAAUAAAGAGCUCAAACAGAGUGAGGAGAAGGUGAGGUCUGCCAACUCAGAGCUGUGCACUAAGAUGAGGGAGAUGAUCCAGGAGCUGGACCAAGAAAAGCAGGAGGCUGCUGAGAGAGCUGAGCGGAUUCAUCAGCAGUAUAGGGAUGAUGUGGUGAACCGGGUCAAAACGGAGCUCAUGCUGGAAUAUGACGCUCAGCUUGAACAGCUAACUGAGCAGCACCAGCAGCAGGUCCAACAGUUACAGACCCAGCUGUCUGAGGCCAAUGAUAAACUGUUGGCUGUACAAGAAUGCUAUAUAUCCGUGUGCAAAGAAAAGGACAUGCUCGAAGAAAGAACGCAGAACAAGGACGAGGAGGAAGCUUUGAUCAGAGAAAAUGAGCAAAAAAUGAGAGAGGAGAAUGAUAGAGCUGUGGAGAAGCUGAGGGUGGAGCUCGAGGCUCAGCAUCGGGCGUCACUAAACCAGCUAAAAGCUCUGUGGUCCAAACAGAAGGAGGUAGAGAUCCAGCAGCAGGUGAACUCUCAUGUGGCUUCAACCAAGGCUGCCUGUAAGGAAGAUCUGCAACAGAUGGAGAGAACUUGGACCCAGAGGCUUGAGGAGGCUCGGAGAGAGAAACACAGAGAGACUGCUGAGGGAUCCUGUCAGACAGAUGAGGUUGAAGGCAGAGGUGUGACGAUUACUGUUGGGGAGCUGAACUCCAGGCUCCAUGCCCAGAAACAACAGUUGCAACUGGAAGCUGAUAAAGUGAAAUGCAAAGCUGUGGAAGAAGCCAAGAAACAAACCCAGCGAGAUCUUCAAGAAAAACAUCUGGAGGACAUGGCCAAGCAGGUCGAAGGUGCAGUGACCAGAGCGUACAAUCACUGGAUUGAGGAUUUGGGUUCAUUACCAGAAUACCAAGCAUCUCUCCAAAGAGAGAAGGAGAAAUGGGAAGAACAGGAAAAAUGCACUGAGCAACAGGUAACCCAGGCCCUGAGGGAGGCAGAAGAGCAAUGGCUUAAAAAGCACAAUAACCAGCUGGAGGAGCAGAGUUGUGGAGCGGAGAGGAUGGAGGAGCUACAAGAGGAAGUGGCAACUCUCCAGAGCCAGCUGGAGCAAGUGAGGAGAAAGCAAGCCGCCCUGCAGAAGGCUGAGCUAGCUGGAGCUCGAGCAGCAUGGAACAGAGACAAACAGCAGGAGAUCUCAGUCAUUCAGGCUCGCAGUGAGCAGGCGCACAAAACCAAACUGCAAGAGCAGCAAAAGAAGCUGGAACAGGCUUUGGAGCAAGCCAGAGAUGAUGCCGAACUCCAGAAUAAAGAGCUGCUCCUGCAGAUGGAGGCCAAGCUUCAGGAGACUCUGAGGGCCCGAGAGGAGGAGUGGAGGUGUCGGCAGGCAGAGAAGAGGCAGCAGAUAAGGAGUGACCUAAUGACAGAGCUUCAGUCUGCGCUGGCAGAAAUCCAAGCACAACUUCUCAAAGAUUCCAGAACUGAUCAGCAGGGAAGUGACAACACCAGGACGAGCAGCGAGGAUCCAUCAGAGAGUGUAACAUUAACACACAUGAUCCAAACAUCCUGCAUAGACAUCGUCAGCAGAGCCGUAGCUCAGGCCAAGAAGGAGUGGAAGAGAAUAAGUGAGGAGAGACUGGGCCGUGUGCUGAAAGAAACUCAAGAACAUCAUGAGAGAGAAAUGGACAAAAUCCAAAACUCUUUGUCUCAGAGGAAGGAACUGGCUCGUUGCAAAAAGGAGUGCACGGAGACUUCAAGUAAACUGCAGAAGAAGAAUCAGGAGCUGCAGAGACACUUGGAGAAGGCCUGCCGUCAACUGCAGCACAGUGUUCGAGAACACAAAACUGCCAUGCAGCAACUUAAAGAUGAGAAUGAAUGCAGCCUACAGAAGGCAAAGCAGGAAUAUCAGCAGCAGCUAGAGGAAGUGAAGAGGGUCAAAGAAGCGAGGAGUUCUGAUCAUCAGCAAAAUAUUCAGCAAGGCCUCGAAGAGAUGAAGCAGCAAUACUUAUCGACUGUAGAGAAAAUCAGAGCGGACAUGCUGCGUUACCUUCAGGAGAGUCGGGAGCGAGCAGCAGAGAUGAUCCGCAUGGAGGUACAGAGGGAGAGACAGGACACUGCCAGAAAGAUGCGGCGUUAUUAUUUGACCUGUCUGCAGGAGUUACUGGAGGAUGGUGGAAAUACCACAGGAGCUGAAAAGAAAAUAAUGAAUGCUGCGAGCAAACUGGCAGCUAUGGCUAAAGUGCUGGAGACGCCCACCAAAAGUAAAUCUGGAAAGAACUACAGUUUGCCAAAUUGUUCAACUGCUAUAUCAACCACUGGCUGCGCGCCAGGGAGAAUCGCGGGCUCCAAUAAGAACCAGCUUGUCCUGCCUGAGCUGCCUGAGCUGCCUGAGCUGCCAGGCAUCAGAGCAGCUGAGCGAUCCCACAGAGAAAAGACCUCUGUGGAUACAGAGCAGAAAGCAUCCGCUGCACCAGCCUGGACUAAACCUGUGAGCCACCAGGACACUCGUGUAUGUGGGAAGGAUGAGACCUUAGAAGCAGCCAUGAAACCUCAAACUUCUGCAAACUCUGUGAGGAGUAAGACCAGGAAACAGUACCUGCAGGAAACAGACUCCAGCACAGCGGACCACCACCAGGACUCGGAGCAACAGAGCAAACCUGCUCUCAUUCAGGAGGCUUCCAUUAGAGACAUGAGACGGGUCGACUGGAGCAUGACCAGCAGCGACUCGGACACAAGCUUCCACAUUCCCAAACUCUCCUACUCGGGGAGGAAAGUGGAACCAGUGAGGCCGUUCUCUGUUUCCGCUACCUCAGCCGGCGACUUGCGAGAGUUUGGUGGCCUCUCUCCAGAUGCAUCUGACCUGACGGUUUAUAACGACAUUGUCAAGAGGACACCUCAAACACAGACCUUAAACUUUGCCAGUGUGAAGACGAGUACACAGAGAGGACCCAUCCUUGGCUCGGAGUCUGUGAAGCAGCAAGACGUUUGUUCUGGGCCUGUGUUCUCUGAGCUGAGACAGCGGCAGCAGGACAGCGGCUUUGACAGUCCUUUAUACCAACAAAAAUAAUGGGCAAGUAUGAGGUAUAAUAGGAAGAUGAGCUUAAACCUUAUUUCUGUUGCCAAAGAGUGCCUUUAAUAGUUGCUUACAGUAUAUUUUGUGUGUGUGUGUGUGUGUGUGUGUGUGUUAGGAUUAAUGUUUGACUUACUGUGAAAUGCCUUCAUUCACUUUGUUGUGCAGGUUGGAUGUGAAGGUUAAAACCACUUCUGCAUGACAUUUGUUCCACAUAUUGUAAACCUGUUCCUGUCAAAAAGGAAAUUAAAUUAAGUUUAGAUGGUGUUCUUUUAGGGACAUUUAAUUUAGAUUUGCAUGAAUAUUCAAAUAGGUUCUUAUAAGCUAAUGUCCAUGAGUGUCGAAGGAGAGGUGACUCUCCUUCGAUAUUUUACUAUUUACAUACACGAUAUUAAAGAAAAUGCCUUUGUGUCCAAAGCCACAGUCCUGCCCCCACUGAAACCUUAAAUAUGAAACACUGGCAGCUUACUACCACUGUAAAAUCAAAGUUAGUCCACUCCGAGGGAUUUUUCCUCCUCGUCAUCACUUUCUCAGCGACGCAGCUUCAAGUAUGUUUACAUUUUCAUAUUUAAAUAGUUUUUAUACUACUUUUAUUAAAGACAUAUGCUGUGCAUAGCUUUUAAAUGUUUUAUAUGUUUGUGCAUUUAUAUGUUAAUUGUUUUGUGUUCUUUGAAUAAAUCUCAAAGUUUUAUUGCAAAUUAGGAAGGAAUCAUUUGUUUGUGAUG